This is a messenger RNA of Spodoptera littoralis (African cotton leafworm), 1200 nucleotides long. Lineage: Eukaryota; Metazoa; Arthropoda; Insecta; Lepidoptera; Noctuidae. The record is from the annotation of a GenBank genome assembly.
AUGCUGUAUCUUGAAGACUAUUUAGAAAUGAUCGAGCAUCUCCCGCAGGAGCUGAGGGAUAGGUUUACGGAAAUGAGAGAAAUGGAUUUGUCUGUUCAGAAUAACAUGGAUACGCUGGAAAAGAGAGUCCGUACCCUUUUUAGCGGGUGCAGACGUGGAGAAUUAAACACCGAGCAAGCAAAUACUGAAUUUUCUGACAUUAAGCGUGGAUACAACAAGACCCUUGAGGAAGCUGAAGAAAAAACAUCUCUAGCAACUCAGAUGUAUGACUUAGUCGACCGAUAUUUACGCAGACUUGACACCGAACUACAUAAGUUUAAAUGUGAAUUGGAAGCUGACAACAAAGGAAUUACUGAGCUUUUGGAGAAACGAUCUCUGGAACUUGAUGUGAACACCAAUCACACUAGCACAUCAAAUAACAAUCAUUACAAAGAAAACAGAUACCGCAUCCGGGCUGAAAAGCGAAGAGAUAGCUGGGGUAAUCGUGAAUCUCGGGGUCAUGCAUCGGGAACUUUAUCUAGAACUGAUUCAGCUAUCCAGGCUGCCUUAGGCAGGGACUCCUAUUCUUUAGGUCAUGCAGGUAGCGCUAUUGCAGCUGCCGCUAGCCAAGCUAUAGCAGCUACUCAACAGAUGCAGCACGGUCGCCGCACGGCCUCCCUGAAAGCUUCGUAUGAGGCUGUGGCGGGCGGUGAACUGGCACACCAUACCUUGCAGACACACCACACACAUCACGACCAUGGACACGGCAUGGCAUCAAGCCAUAGUCAAAACAAUAGUGUUCAUGGACAUCACACUACUGCUCAUGGACACAAUACUUCAUCUUCUUCUAAUAAGAGGAACAAACAAAAGAAAAGCAACAGUUACAGCUCUACCGGCGUGUCGGCCCAUUCUCAGCAGGCCGUCGCAUCGGCUGCUAGUCGGUCAUCUUCACCUACAGUUGUGGCCAUGAACAACGUCGUGAACAAUGUUGCUAUUGAAGAGCCAAUGGAGGAGGAAUGGACGUACGAUCCCAACGAACCUCGCUACUGUAUUUGCAAUCAGGUAUCAUACGGUGACAUGGUCGCUUGUGAUAAUCAGGAUUGCCCAUAUGAGUGGUUUCACUAUCCGUGUGUGGGUAUUACCGCCCCACCGAAAGGCAAAUGGUACUGUCCACAGUGUCAAGGUGCUAUGCGUCGCAACCGUACCCACCGAAAGAACUGA